Papilio polytes (common Mormon) is the source of this 2884-nucleotide messenger RNA. RefSeq names its product phospholipid scramblase 2 (gene scramb1). The transcript is spliced from 6 exons. Bases 165 to 1187 code for a protein of 340 amino acids. Lineage: Eukaryota; Metazoa; Arthropoda; Insecta; Lepidoptera; Papilionidae. The record is from RefSeq and is a predicted model, not a curated record. Gene Ontology annotation, cellular component: plasma membrane. Gene Ontology annotation, molecular function: phospholipid scramblase activity. Gene Ontology annotation, biological process: plasma membrane phospholipid scrambling.
AGGUGUUGUUGUUUUUAAGUUUUCUUUAAUUCGAUUUCAGUUUUCUGUCGAUUUUCCAAGGGAGGAUAAACCGGGCAAACCGAGCAAACAACAAAAUAAAUAGCAUUAUCCAGUACCCUUGUUUUAAAAUACACCGUUGAGAAGUACCAAGGCCAGCAAGCAAAAUGUCGCACAAAUCUACACCAUAUAGCCCAAACUUUCCACCUAGUCAAGGCUAUGAACCCCCAGUAGAAGGUGGCACACAUAAUGAAAGUUACCCUAUGAACCCCCAUGGGGAUUACUCAGCACCUCCACACCAUCAGAUGCCACACCCUGGACCCACAUUGCCACCUGGAGCCCAGCCUUUACCAGGAAUGCAUCAUGGCUUCCAACCAGGGUUUCAACCGGGCUUUCAACCUGGUUAUCAGCCUGGCUAUGCACCUGGAUAUCCUCAUCCGCAGUCAGGCUACCCGGCACCAGUGGUGCAGCAGCCUGCACCUCAGGGUCCUCCAGGUGGUUGGAUGACUAUUCCGCGCGGGCUGAGCAACUGUCCUCCAGGUUUGGAAUACCUGUCUAUGAUUGAUCAGUUGCUGGUGCAUCAGAAGAUUGAACUGAUGGAAGCUUUUGUUGGUUUUGAAACUAAUAAUAAAUACACAAUUAAGAAUAAUGUUGGGCAAAAAGUGUAUUAUGCGAUUGAAGACAAUGAUUGCUGCACUCGUAACUGCUGCGGUCCUAUGAGACCAUUUGAAAUGAAAAUUAUGGAUAAUUUCCACAAUGAGGUUAUUCAUCUGCAUCGCCCUCUAGCUUGUGACUCGUGCUUCUGUCCGUGCUGGCUGCAGAGCAUGGAGGUGACAGCCCCUCCGGGAACAGUCAUCGGCUCCAUUGAACAAGAGUGGUCGAUCUGCAAGCCAUGCUAUGUAAUAAAGAAUGCAUUGGGUGACGUCGUUCUGAGAAUCAAAGGACCAUGUUGUACUUUCUCCAUUUGUGGACAAGUCGAAUUCAAUGUGUAUUCCAGAGACGGAGAUACCAAAGUGGGCAAGAUAACGAAGCAGUGGUCGGGGCUCGCGCGAGAAAUGUUCACAGAUUCAGACUACUUUGGUAUAUCAUUUCCUAUGGACCUUGAUGUCAGGAUAAAAGCUGUCCUGUUGGGCGCGUGUUUCUUGAUUGAUUUUAUGUUCUUCGAAAAGACAAGAAACCAAAAUGAGUAAGAACAUAACUGUAACGAGGCAUUUAUAAUUUGUCUGAUAAUAUUUUAAAUGUAUGACUAUCGGCUUGUGUAAUCUUAUAUUGGAUCUCGUAACCUUUUCGAUCUGUUUACAUCUUAAUAUUAAGAAAAGUAGGAGCACAAUAAAAGCUUUAGUAUUGAAAAUGCUUUCGCCUAUUAAUAGUUACUAUUUAUUAAAACAUUUAAAAAUUUUUAACCCUUAAACAUUUAAUAGUUGGAUUGUUCAACUUUUGUGACUAUUAGAUUGUAAGAAAUAUUUUGAAAGUCAAUAAAUUUAGAACUAGAGCAUUUACAAUACUGUCACUAUAUUGAUAAAAGUGAAAAUAUACGAAAACCGCCAAACUAUGGUAAUUUAAUUACCUUCUUACGCAUUUUUUAUAUUAGUUAUCUAUGACACAAAUACAUUAGGUUUACUAAAUUUCGUUUUAAAAAUAUACAUUGUUCCAAAUAAAAUUGUUAAUGUCUUAAACUCAAGAUAUACUUUUUUUAGUAGACUGCUAUUGAACUAACAUAAUUGCUGAUUAUUAAGCCUACCGAAAUACAAAUUUUACACUCUUCAUAAUUUAUUAAUAGGUAUCAAGAUAGCUUAGAUAGGUUUCAUAUGAAGCAAUUUUCAUUGUAUUGAAACAUUUUAUUCUCAAUGAAAAUAAAAAUUAUAUAGUGGAAAAACAUACUAUAUUUUUUCUUAAUAUUUAUUGGAACAGUACAUAAUCAAUAUAUUUUAUGGAACAAAAAAUAUUCUUUCCUAUGAUUAUCCAUUUUCAGUUUUAUUCUCAUUUAGAUUUAAGUGCAACUUAUCCGUGCUCUGCUGUUCAAUUAUUUUAUUGGUUUAUUUAAACCUUCUGAUAAUUAUGUUUAUAAAUAUAUUUACAUGUAGUGUAGAUUUACCGAUUAUUUUACUCUUUUAUGCCUUUUUUAUGUUUUAUUUUGUUUUUAUUUUUAAUUCAAUGUUAUAUGUGUUAAAACUAUAUGCCAUGCGUUUUUUUUAAUUACAAUUAUUAAAUUAUAUCUGGAUUAUUAUGAUUGUCAAAUGGAUGUUAUCCAUAGUUAUAGUUGAGGCACAAUUAUAAAACAGAAUUUUAACUGGAGAUUGUUAUCUUUAAUUUUCAAUCCUGCCACUGUGAAUCUAUGUGUAAUAAAAAAGUUUAUUUUAUAUUUCUAGUCUUCAAUAUUAAUUCUUUUUCAUAUUGUAUUUUUUAAUUAUUAAGCAUGCCAAUAAUUAAUAAAAUCUAAAUUCGCGUAAAUGACAAAAAUUGCCAAACUUCUUAUAAUGUACUAGAUAAUGUGACAAAAUUAAUGCUUUUAAAAUGCAAUUAUUUACAUCAAUUUUAAUAUAAAUGACAGAAAAUUAUAUUUAUGGUUGUGAAAACUUUAGUUACCAAUUUUGGUAAUAUUUGCAUUUUUUCAUAGGCUGUAGUGCAAUGUUAGACAUACAAACUUGAAGACAUUUCGAUAUUAUAUUUUUACUCUGUAUAAUGUUCCUUGAUUCUCCUAUUUAAUUAUUUUAGGCAUAUUUAAUGCUAGUAGUUGAUAUUGAAAAGAUUUUUUUUUACAACAGUUUGAAAUCAAUGAUUAACAAUUUUAAAAAAUUGAAUACUAUGAAAUAAGUUAAUUUAUAUUUUAAUUUUGCAGCAAGAAAUGUAAUCGUCUAGAGUAAGUUAUAUAUUGUAAACCAUUUAC